Penicillium taxi is the source of this 1800-nucleotide messenger RNA. Its product is annotated as phosphoribomutase PRM15. Bases 1 to 1800 code for a protein of 599 amino acids. Gene Ontology annotation, biological process: carbohydrate metabolic process; purine ribonucleoside salvage. The transcript is spliced from 6 exons. The record is from RefSeq and is a predicted model, not a curated record. Gene Ontology annotation, molecular function: magnesium ion binding; phosphopentomutase activity. Lineage: Eukaryota; Fungi; Ascomycota; Eurotiomycetes; Eurotiales; Aspergillaceae.
AUGAUGGCUGAGGAACCGCUCUCAAGUUUAGUUCAGACGUGGCUUUUGUGGGAUCAGGACUCCAAGACUCGCUCGGAGGUAGAGAAGCUGCGAGAUGCCGGUGCUUCGGAAGAGUUGGAAACUCUUCUCCGAAAGCGCAUCGAAUUCGGCACUGCCGGUUUGCGCGGUCGCAUGUCAGCAGGAUUCUCCCGUAUGAACUCAUUGACGGUGAUCCAGGCUUCUCAAGGACUUGCAAAGUACAUAAAGACAAGAAAGCCGCAGAUUGCAUCAAAGGGAGUAGUCAUUGGCCAUGAUGCCCGCCAUCAAUCUCGCCGAUUUGCCGAGCUUGCGGCCAAUGCCUUCAUUGCACUUCAGAUUCCUGUGUGGUUCUUCUCGGAGAUCUCACCGACUCCCAUGGUUCCGUAUGGAAUCAACCACUGGAAAGCUGCGGCGGGUGUCAUGGUGACUGCAAGUCACAACCCACCCCAGGAUAAUGGCUACAAAGUUUAUUCCAGCAAUGGUGCUCAAAUCAACAGACCUGAAGAUGCAGACAUCGCCCAGUUCAUCCGUGAGAACUUGCAGCCAUGGUCUACUGCUUGGGAUGAACUGAGACCCAACGAGUUUUUACAUGAUGAUGCAUACCAGACACUCAUUCUUCCGUACAAGGAACAAGUCGCAAAAUAUGCGAUUUCAACUGUCACCUCACAACUUUAUGUGCCCCCAUUCGUAUACACCCCUUUACAUGGAGUUGGAGGCACAGUACUUCCAGCCCUGUGCAGUACCCAGUUACAGAGCAGGGAUUUCGUGUCUGCUCCUCUCCAGGAAAAGCCGGAUCCUGACUUCCCGACUGUGAAAUUUCCCAACCCUGAAGAAGCGGGAGCUCUGGAUCAUUCCAUGACAACUGCAGACCAACUAGGUCGAAUUUUAGUUAUAGCCAAUGACCCGGAUGCAGACCGGUUUGCUGUAGCCGAGAAAAGAGGCAACGAAUGGUUCCAAUUCACAGGUGACCAGAUCGGCGUCUUAUUAGCGUCUCAUGUUAUGGAGUUCCUGGAUCGCAGCAGCGAAGACCCAACGAAGGACACGUUUCUGACAACAGCCGUAUCAAGCCGCAUGCUUGAAAAGCUGGCUACAGCCAGGGGUUCCCUAUUUCAAGAGACAUUGACAGGUUUUAAAUGGCUAGGAAAUGUAGCCCGAGACCUUGAAGGUACGGGGCAAACUGUACCUUUUGCUUACGAGGAAGCACUUGGGUAUAUGUUUUCUUCCAUCUGCUACGAUAAAGAUGGUAUCACAGCUGCUGCAGUGUUUCUCAUGGCAGCUGCCAAAUGGAAGGAGGAGGGGUUGACACCAUACUCUAAACUCGAGCAACUCUUUGCGCAGCACGGCUUCCAUGAAACAUUGAAUAAUUACUUCCGGGCUACAAAUCCUGAGUUAGUGACUCAACUCUUCCGUGGGAUCAGAAGCGGUCCUUUCCUCCCUGAGAAGAAAUUGGGACCAUUCAAAAUCCUUCGAUGGAGAGAUCUAACAGAAGGAUUUGAUUCUUCUACAGCUGAUGGCAACCCCGAUUUACCGAUAGACCCUACUAGCCAGAUGCUAACAUUGUGGUUAGAGGGGGGUGUGCAGUUCACGCUCCGGGGUUCAGGCACGGAGCCGAAAGUCAAAUUCUAUAUUGAGUGCGGUACAGAAUCUAGGGAUCUUGCAACUGAGAGAGUCUGCCAGACUUUCUACGCGAUUGCGAAGGAAUGGAUUGUGCGCUAUGCUCCUUCUAUUGCCAUCCCUGACAAACUUCGUACAUCCUCCGGACAUGUUAUGGUCGUUGAAUGA